AUGGCUGCCAACCCGCCUCAGGGGAGCAACCUCGACCGCUACGUCGUCAUCCACGUAGCCACCACCUGUGACGAGCAUGGCGUCUACGUUACCAAAGACUCGGCAGAGGUCAUUGAGCUUGGAUGGAUCCUGCUGGACGCCAAGUCGUGUGAAGAGCUCCAUCGCGAGAGCGUCCUCGUCAAGCCCGUGAACACGCCAAUUACCCCUCUUUGCACUUCGCUCACCACCCUCACCUGGGAACACGUCCGCAACGCGGGCUCCUUCCGUGACGCCAUCAACCGCUUCGACCAGUUUGCCAACGAGCACCUCCUCCAGAAGAACCUUGAGUUUGCCUUUGUGACGCUCGAUUCGUGGGAUCUCCGCGUACAGCUGCCCCGCGAGGCGAGGGACAAGGCCGUCGUUUUGCCGCCUUAUCUCCAGCACUCGCGGACUUUCGAUCUCCGCACCGAGUACCAGCGCUGGCAGACGCACCACCCUGAGUCGCUUCCCUUUGGCUCUAGCGCCCUCUCCAAUAUCUGCGCCGCUCUCGAGGUUGAGCCUGUCCAGUCUUCCGCCCCGAUCAAGCACAACCUUCCUUUCCACCUUCAAGCUUUGGCGCCCGCUUCCCCUAGGCGCGCCAUGGAAGAAGCUGUGACCUUGGCCAGGGUCCUCCGCGGCCUCAUCCGCAAAUCGCAGCCUCCCCACGAGCACCCGGACGUCCUCACCCGCCCCAUGGACGCCAGGGCCGACGUUCGUGCUUUCCUUUCCGAGCGCAGCAAGGUGCUUCACAUGAGUGGUCUGCCCCACGACACCACCCAGUCCGAGCUUGAGAGCUGGUUCACGCAGUUUGGCGGUCGCCCGAUUGCCUUCUGGACGCUCCGCACCCCCGACCAGCACAAGCCCACGGGUUCUGGCUUUGCCAUCUUCUCGUCGCACGAAGAGGCUGCUGAGAGUCUCUGCAUGAACGGCCGCGCCCUUAACGAGAAGGCCAUCGAGGUCUCGCCUUCCUCCAGCCGCGUCCUUGACCGCGCCGCCGAAAUCUUGACUCCCUUCCCUCCCAGCAAGAACCGCCCCCGCCCCGGUGACUGGACCUGCCCCUCGUGCGGUUUCUCCAACUUCCAGCGCCGUACGGCAUGCUUCCGCUGCUCCUUCCCUGCCAUGUCCGGUGGUCCGGCCGGUGACCCGAUGGGCUACCCUGGCCCCUAUGGCUACGGCCACCCCGGUAUGAUGGGUCCGCCCCACCACAUGGGCCAUGGCCACGGCAUGGGAGGUCAUAUGCGCGGUGGCAACAGCGGUGGCGUUGUCCCCUUCCGUGCUGGCGACUGGAAGUGCGGUGCCGACGGCUGCUCUUACCACAACUUUGCGAAGAACGUCAGCUGUCUCCGCUGCGGUGCUAGCCGUGCGGGUGCGGCCGUCGUUGCCGACACGGCUUUCCCCUCGCCGAUGGACACUCCGUCGAGCUAUGGCAUGGGCCCGCCUUCUAUGGCUGGCACCCCUGGCGCUGGUCCGUUUGGCGCUGCUGGAGGCUUCGGCUCUGGCGCCGGUUUCCCUGGCCAGCAGUUUGGCGGCCCCCCGUCCACGUACGCCCUUCCUUCGGGCAUUGGCGCUGCUAGCCCUUACCCUCCUAUGGGCACCCAAUACGCCCCCAACGGCGGCAUGCACGCCUCGCCCUUUGACAGCCGCGCUGCCGAAGCUGCAUUCUCCUCGGCCGGCCAGGCUCCCUCUGCCGGCGCUGGCUUCUCCAAUGGCGUGCCUGACGGCUCCAGCGACCCGUUCUCCUUCCUGACUCCUAGCUUCGGGCACCUCUCCAUGGGUGAUGAUUCCAGGCGUGGCGUUGGCAACCCUGCCAACAAAUCUCCUGCGUAA
Aplosporella prunicola CBS 121167 is the source of this 1845-nucleotide messenger RNA. RefSeq lists its product as uncharacterized. The transcript has 4 exons. Gene Ontology annotation, molecular function: 3'-5'-RNA exonuclease activity; RNA binding; transcription coregulator activity. Gene Ontology annotation, cellular component: nucleus. Lineage: Eukaryota; Fungi; Ascomycota; Dothideomycetes; Botryosphaeriales; Aplosporellaceae. Gene Ontology annotation, biological process: regulation of DNA-templated transcription. The record is from RefSeq and is a predicted model, not a curated record. Bases 1 to 1845 code for a protein of 614 amino acids.